Molecule: messenger RNA, 960 nt
Organism: Penicillium chermesinum
Lineage: Eukaryota; Fungi; Ascomycota; Eurotiomycetes; Eurotiales; Aspergillaceae
Product: YoaK family protein
Exons: 2
Coding region: 1-960 (319 amino acids)
Source: RefSeq, a predicted model, not a curated record
AUGACGAGGUCCGAUCAAAUAUCUCCUCCAGCCACAAACAGCAUACCUCCUCAAAUUACGGACCCUCCCCAUGAAGGCCCAAGUAAACAUAAUGAUGAGGGCUUCCCAAGAGACGUCAAAAGAAAUACUCCACCUCCUUCCGAAGAUAACAGCGAUGUAUCUGCCGCAACAUUCACUGCGCGCAAAGCAUCAAAACUGCAAUAUAUAUCAAGGUAUAUGGGCAUGGAGCUAGAUCGGACCCACACAGACCUCGUCCUGAUAAUCUGCGGCUUCGUCGCCGGCCUCGUCGACGGGCUCUCGUUCAACGCAUGGGGAAGUUUCUCAAGCAUGCAAACAGGAAACACCGUCUUUAUCGCCCUCGGUGUAUCAGGCCAACCCGAAUACCCAGCAUACCUAUGGGCCAAGUCCCUCAUUGCCCUAACGGUCUUCCUCUCCAGCACAAUCUUCUUCAUCCAGCUCUCCCGCCUUCUCAACCCUCUCCGCCGCUCAACCCUAAUUCUCUCAUUCGGCACCCAAACAGCCGCGCUCCUUGUCGCCGCUAUCCUCGUCCAACUAAGCAUUGUCAGUCCCCGGCCCGAAGACCCGCGCGCCCCGAUAGAAUGGAGCCAGAUCAUCCCCAUCGCACUCCUCGCCUUUCAAGCCGCCGGCCAGCUCUGCGCGUCACGGCUACUGGAAUACGACGAGGUGCCAACUGUUGUCGUGACGACGCUGCUGUGCGAUCUGCUAAAUGACGUGAAACUCUGCGCUAGGCCAUGGUCUGCGAAUCCGAAGCGGAAUCGCCGGAUUGGGGCCUUUUUGGCGCUAUUUCUGGGGGCGAUGACGGCGGGAGGGCUCUCGAAGGUCGCUUCUAUGGCGAGUAGUUUGUGGUUUGCUAUGGCGCUGAAGAGUGCUAUUACGGUUUCGUGGGUGUUUUGGAAGGAUGGGGAUGGGCGUAUAAGGCCGAAGAGGGGUUUCCGAUGA